CCGGGCGCUUCAGCAAGAAAGCAGUGGCGACGUGCACGUUUAUCCCAGUGCGCAGAUUACGGAGAUGGCGGCGGUCGCCGUUUGAUAGGCCCGUCAUCUAUCUGCUGUGUAUCUACACUUCGUUGCCACCACGCUACCACGAUGCCGCUGUCUGACUACAAGGACCUGGUGGGCGCACUGGCCAGCUAUGCACAAAUCGCCCAGAUGCUGUCCGGCUCACUCAUGUGCUGGGAGUUUCACCGCAACGGCACCACUCGACCCACGCCCGCGACGAUGUUCGUCAUGGGUGGGGCGCUCGGUUUCGUGAUGCUCGAGUUCGCCCGCAUCAUGGACGACCCGGCUAUGCUGCGUGCCAACUGGGUGGGUAUGGUGCUCAGCCAGGUGUACCUGUUGUGCUACUGGUUCUACAGUGACGACCGGCCCGGCUUCUACCGGUCACUGGCGAAAGGCGCCGCGCUCGCCGGCGGCCUCGUGGCCUACGCCCGCCUCGAGGACCCCGAGCUGGUGGAGCACCGCUUCGGGAUCAUCCUGACCGGGCUCUUUUUCUUCAUGGUCUCUCUGCCACUCUUCUCGUUGGGCGAGAUAAUCAGGACCAAGAGCAGUGCCAGCAUCCCACUGCCCAUGCUCCUGACCGGGACCGUCGUCUCCUCUCUCUGGCUGCUCUACGGGUUCAUCAUCGACAGUGGCUUCAUGAUCUUCCAGAAUGUGGUCGUCCUCAUCCUCUCGGCAAUCCAGUUCGCUCUGAUCGUCAUCUACCCGAGGACACUGCCACCUCACGAGACGAAGAAGGUGGACUGAAGGUGGACUCGCCGUCGCUCCAGUUAUUAAGAGUUUCUUUGUUCUCCUGUUUCGUAACAAAAAAAUUACACAAACGACAACAUUCCUCGACUGCGGAUUUUCACUUAUCGUAUAUUUUUGGGGUAGGGAAUCAAAUUUAGUGUCUCGGAUAUCAUUACAGGACAGCUCCAGAGGUGUUUUAGUGGCUAGCCGUUCACAAUAGUAUUAAAGCAUUACUCGCUCGUCUCUCGACUGGAGUAACUGUGCUGACCAAAGGUACAAAUGUGGGACUGUGGCUAGCAAGAAAGACACUGUUAACCGACAGUCCCUAUCAGUCUUCAGAACGAGUCUGUGCCUUCCCAGAAUGUGUUGUACAUGAUCAUAUUGCCUGUAUCACAGGUCCUUUGCUGACAGUAUUAUCAUUUCCAGGACACUGAAGACUAAACAGUAAAAUCUAAAGAGUUUUAUGAACUUAUCAUCCCUCCAGUUUUCAAGUACUUCCCCAUUUCCUUCAAUGCACAUUUACUAUAAGAGUGUACCAGUUAUAACUUUUUAUUUUAUGUUAUAGUAAACAAUCUGCAUUAAAUUUAUAGAUACUGUCAUUUUCCUACAUGUCACACUGUUACAUAUUAAUCUAUUCCACACUGAAGUAUAGACAGUGAUAUGGUGUUAAAUGUAAGUAUUUAACACAAUUUUUUGUCUUAUGUCUGAUAACUUUCAAGAAUGUGAAAUUAGAUAAUUUAUUUCAAGUUAAAAUUAGAAAAACAACAACAGGUUGAUGCAGGUAAAUGAUAUUUUUUGAGUAGUAGAGUACAACAUUUGUGUAUUAUGGCCUCAAUUCCUGUCUUUUUUGUGGCCGUCAUAAGUCUUCAGUGUAACUCAAUGGAGUGAAAGAAGUGAAACAGUUAAUUUACUACAGUUCACUAUAUUGAAAUAUAUUUAAUAAGUGAAUAGUGUGACAACCAGUACAAUAAAACAUAUAAAAAACUACAUAAGUUAAUAAAUAACACAAGUAGAAGAUUUUGUUGCAGUUAAGAACCUAGUAUUUAUAAAGAACAGUUGUGAUUAAGGCCUGUGAUUUAUAGCUCAUGCCAUUUCCACAUCCAUUAUGUCGAGUAUUAAAAAUAUGUAUCUUCAUCUAUUAACUGUCAAUUUUUUAAAAAUAAAGUGAUUAAAAUUA
This is a messenger RNA of Schistocerca cancellata (South American locust), 1957 nucleotides long. RefSeq names its product sugar transporter SWEET1-like. Gene Ontology annotation, molecular function: sugar transmembrane transporter activity. The record is from RefSeq and is a predicted model, not a curated record. Gene Ontology annotation, cellular component: membrane. Gene Ontology annotation, biological process: carbohydrate transport. NCBI's taxonomy places the organism in Eukaryota, Metazoa, Arthropoda, Insecta, Orthoptera, Acrididae. The coding region runs from base 142 to 798 and encodes 218 amino acids. The transcript has 2 exons.